Pleurotus ostreatus (oyster mushroom) is the source of this 780-nucleotide messenger RNA. RefSeq lists its product as uncharacterized. The transcript is spliced from 7 exons. Gene Ontology annotation, biological process: carbohydrate catabolic process; cell wall macromolecule catabolic process; peptidoglycan catabolic process. The record is from RefSeq and is a predicted model, not a curated record. Lineage: Eukaryota; Fungi; Basidiomycota; Agaricomycetes; Agaricales; Pleurotaceae. Bases 1 to 780 code for a protein of 259 amino acids. Gene Ontology annotation, molecular function: lysozyme activity.
AUGGGCACCCUCCAGAUGAGCGGACAGAAUAAAAUGACGGUAGCUGCUCUCGCUAUGUCCUCCACAAUGAUUCAGCUCCUGAUGAAAUCGUUCGCAGCUCUUUCUGUCUUCGCGGCGUCCGUUACAGCAGUCCCCCAUUCUCUCGAGAAACGUGCCGCCCCGCAGGGCAUCGAUGUCUCUGGAUUUCAACCUUCCGUCAACUGGAACACAGUCAAGGCUAAUGGCGUGUCUUUCGCAUUCAUCAAAGCCACCGAGGGGACCACGUUCAUAAGCUCCAGCUUUUCGAGCCAGUAUGUAGGCGCCACCAACGCCGGGUUCAUUCGUGGUGCCUAUCACUUCGCCCACCCCGAUUCCUCGUCUGGCGCUGCUCAAGCCAAUUUCUUCUUGGCCCACGGCGGUGGCUGGAGUCCAGAUGGGAUCACCCUUCCUGGGGCUCUUGAUAUCGAAUAUAAUCCGAACGGCGCCGAAUGCUACGGCCUGAGCGCUGCAGCUAUGGUCGCGUGGAUUCACGAUUUCUCAAACACUUACCACGCGGCCACUGGUCGUUUCCCAAUAAUUUACACGACGACGGACUGGUGGACGACAUGCACCGGAAACAACGCAGGAUUCGGUUCACAGAAUCCGUUGUGGAUCGCUCGGUAUGCCAGCAGCAUCGGAGCGGUACCCGCGGGCUGGAGCUUCGCGACGUUCUGGCAAUAUGCAGACUCUGGACCGAACCCAGGCGACCAGGAUAUCUUCAACGGGGACGCUGCUGGUUUGAAAAGAAUGGCGACUGGUUAA